UAUUUAACCUACUAUUUUCGAAACAAUUUGAACAUGCAAUGCAUAUGAAUUAUUGAGCUAGUUUGCAUUAUUUUCUUCCAUUAAGUCUUCAGGAUCCAGCGUGCAUGCCAAGUGUCUGGCAUAUCGAACACAGCUACAUUUCAAGCAUUCGGGAACAGAGAGACUGUGGCAGACGCACUAGCUUCAAGUCUAUGGAUUUUAUCUUAGCCUGUCCCUCCAAUAGAAACUGUCACCCUUGGGUAACCUCUGCACACGCUGGGAAAACAGUGGUUCUGACAGAUGGCGGCUUAUCUCCAUCACUAUUAACUCAAGCUGGGGGGGGGGGGGUAGAUAAACAACCCAAACCCAAACGAUUGCUAACCCAGAUAGACCCUAGGAAGAGGCUUAUCAUCACAGCCUGAUUCACCUGCUUCUGGGCUUGGGGUUGUUAACACUGUUUCUGCUGCUCUGGUGGAGGCCUUUGGAUCAUAGAGAGAUCCCUCCUUGGCCUAACAUUUAGCUUUUUUCUCAUGCUGUGUCUUGGCUUCUGCAUGGGGGCAGGGUUGAGGGGAGGGGAGUGUUCAUGAAUCCCAAACUCUUUUGAGAUUCUGUCCCCUGCCUCUCUGAAGAUUUCUGCUGGGCACCAUCUCUCUAAACAGGGAAAGCUUGUGUGUGUGUGUGUGUGUGUGUGUGUGUGUGUGUUUUGACAGACAGGCUCCUGCCCUUGCCAGGCAACUAUUUUGAGAACUGUGGUUUUAUGUUUCACUUACCCUUCUAAAUUAGAUACUAGAAGAACAAAUCUUGCAGCCAGUUAGUUUAUAUUCAGUUGAGAGAGAGAAGUAAUUUACAAUUUAUGAGGAGCCUAAGGUGAAGAGAAAAUUAAUCUACCUGAGGAAGUCAUUCCAAGAAGGGAAAUUCUGCCAGAGUGCUGCCCAGGUCCAGCAUUCUGUGUUUGAGAAUGACAGAGCGUGGUUCUCACCAUGCUCUGGGGCACUUUCAUAUUUUAGGAAUACAGGACUUCAAUAUCUAGUGCCUGUCUACAGAACAGAUGGGACGCUUGCCUUCUGGGCCAGAGGGAAGAGAAGAAGCCUGGAUUUCUUUCGGCAAGCACAGCGUCUGCUUGUUGGGAGUUGGAUUCCGGAGGACCCUGCUAGGAAUCUUCUUCUGUGGCUUCCUCUAGCUAAGUAAAUGCACGAUUUGAGGUCGAGUGAGAUCAAGAAAGGCUCAUCUCAUAUACAGUUCAGCUCAGUCUUUAAGUCUGAGAAAAGUAGUCCCCUGAAGACCCCAAAUCCAAGUUGAUUUAGCCUCAGAGUGGCCUUGCUUCCCUCGGUGGGAUUCUGCCUUCCCUGCCUGGAAGGGAUUGGUUUUAUAAAGGGGCGGGGCGGACAGCGGGGCGGGUCUUCGUUACUCGGCAGCUUGUCGCCUAGACAACCGAGUGCAGCUUGAUGGAGUCGGGAAGCAAAGGGUUAGUGAAGGCAGAUCCAGGAACGCUGAGCCCGGAGCAACUGGAGCAGUUGCGAGAUUUCAAGAUCCAGACUCGGAUUGCAAAUGAAAAGUACUUGAGAACUCACAAGGAGGUGUCACUGCUCAUUAGUGGCUUCUUCAGAGAAAUGUUUCUGAGAAGACCAGACAACAUUCUUGAAUUUGCUGCACACUAUUUCACGGAUCCAAGACUCCCCAACAGAAUUCACAUGCAGCUAAUUAAAGAGAAGAAAGGAACCUAAUUAGCAAAGCCUCAAUGCUCCCGCUGCUGGGAGAAGCCAGAAGGAAGCCAGCCUUGGGUGGGUGUUAGCCUCCUCACUCUUGUGAAGAACAACACGGGUUUAUGAGUCCAGGCCACGAAAGACGUUGAGUGGAGAAACAGCAAUGUGAUAACAGCAGAGCAUUUCCUGAGUUUAGGAAGACAGAGGCUGUGACUGGAGGCCUAGCAUUGUCUCUGUGUCAGUGACAGGAGUCUUUGGUCUAGUGAAGUGGAUUGGGAGAUGGAGAUGGGAGGUGUCCUGGGGGGGGGGGGGGACAGGAGCGUCAGUACCAAGUCCUUUCCUGAGCCUAGAGGUGAGGAGUUCUCAGACUCUUGGAGCAGAGUCCCUCCUACAGUCUUCCAACCACCUGGUAUAUCGAGAUUAGCCCUUAAGGCCGUAGCAUGUUUUAUUGCCCCCCCUCCCCCCAGGAAGGAUGAUUCCUGAAACCAUUAUGAAGGCUGGAGAGGUUUAUUCUUUGUUUGUUUUUUCUUAAUGUGAGGUUGGAAAGGCCACUGUCCUAAUCAAGUGAAACCACAUGUGUUUUUGCAGGGUUGUCUGGAGCCCUGAGAGCAAGCAGUGUGGGCUUCCAAGCUGUGUGAACCUUGUCCUAUCACUGGGCCUUUAAGAUCCUCAUUAAAUCCAGUCUUGCCUGUC
This is a messenger RNA of Arvicanthis niloticus (Nile rat), 2375 nucleotides long. NCBI's taxonomy places the organism in Eukaryota, Metazoa, Chordata, Mammalia, Rodentia, Muridae. The record is from RefSeq and is a predicted model, not a curated record.